AUGGCCGUCACAACCAAAGCCACUAUCUCCUCCUUUGGAGGGAAGCUACUGAAGCUCUCCCACAAUGCUACAUCUACGAAGUGUGAGAUGGCGUUCAACUUAUACCUCCCGCCACAAUCGGUUUCAGACUCCGGAUACAAGGCCCCCGUUCUAUUCUUCCUAUCGGGCUUGACUUGCACUCCGGACAACUGCUCAGAAAAAGGAUUCCUUCAACACGCAGCCAGUCUAAAAGGGAUUGCUAUUGUAUAUCCAGAUACCAGCCCACGUGGUCUAAAUAUUGCCGGUGAAGAUGAUGCAUACGACUUUGGGACCGGGGCUGGAUUCUACGUCGAUGCUACCAAAGCUCCGUAUGAUCAUGGAUAUAACAUGUAUACCUAUGUUACGGAGGAGCUUCCCAAAGUUAUCUUCUCCGAGUUUCCGCAGUUGGACUCCAAUCGAGUUAGCAUUACCGGCCACAGUAUGGGCGGGCAUGGUGCCUUGACCCUUUUCUUGAAAAAUCCUGGGAAGUAUAAAUCGGUCUCAGCUUUUGCACCAAUCGCAAAUCCCGUCAACUGUCCUUGGGGCCAAAAAGCCUUUGAGGGCUACUUUGGCAAUGACAAGGACAAGUGGAAUGAGCACGAUGCCACGGAGCUAGUCAAAAAGUGGAAGGGCCCUCUUCGGAUGUUGAUUGACGUGGUAUGUCGUCCGUCUGUCACCAUUAACAUCACCUUAUGUCGCAUCUUGGAUGAGUUCAACACAACACAUGAUAAUAUAGGAACAGCACUAAUCUCUUACGACCUUAGGGUACUGGCGACAAUUUUUAUAAACAAAAGCAACUAUUGCCAGAGAAUUUUCUUGCAGCUGCAAAGGAAGCUGGCGUGGAUUCUGAGAUAUAUAUGCGAUUCCAACCUGAUUAUGAUCAUAGUUACUUCACCAUAG
Messenger RNA from Trichophyton rubrum CBS 118892, 918 nucleotides. Its product is annotated as S-formylglutathione hydrolase. The record is from RefSeq and is a predicted model, not a curated record. Lineage: Eukaryota; Fungi; Ascomycota; Eurotiomycetes; Onygenales; Arthrodermataceae. The transcript has 3 exons. Gene Ontology annotation, biological process: formaldehyde catabolic process. Bases 1 to 918 code for a protein of 305 amino acids. Gene Ontology annotation, molecular function: S-formylglutathione hydrolase activity. Gene Ontology annotation, cellular component: cytosol.